This is a messenger RNA of Rubroshorea leprosula, 2233 nucleotides long. NCBI's taxonomy places the organism in Eukaryota, Viridiplantae, Streptophyta, Magnoliopsida, Malvales, Dipterocarpaceae. The record is from the annotation of a GenBank genome assembly.
AAUCGCAUUUCCCAGUUUUUCCAAUCCCAUUCCACACCUUUAGCAUCCGAUUCCCUUUCACCUUCUCCACCCACUGUUUCCCCCAAAUGUCUAUUUAAAUCCACGAUGCGAAUUCCGAAGAAUCCCGUUUCCUUCUGCCUUUCCACCUUCUCCGCCGAGUUUCCCGCCCUUUUCUCCUUCCGUGUUCUUCGCUUCUCUCUCGGUAUUCCCGCCAGAAUCAAAGCAAUUCACACUACAGGUCUUCCUUCUUGGAGUAUAUCUUGGAAAUUACUUAGGCUCGGCACAUAACGGAGUGCGCCGUGUGCUUUUUGGAUCGUUUUUACACCAGAGGGGCUUACCAGAUGCAUGCCAGCUAUCCGAUGGACCAGAUUCCAGAGACUGUUGUAAGCAAAAAGGGUUUGGAAUUUGAGUUCAUGACCACUGAUAAUGGAACUGCAAAACCAUACAUUUGGCCAUCUCCUGAGGGAGGGCAGAAAAUCGAUAUAGGAAAACAUAUUUUCUGCAACCGAUCUUUGAAUAUGAGGAAUAUUGUUGCUGUUGGCUUUGAUAUGGAUUACACUUUGGCACAGUACAAACCAGAGACCUUUGAGUCGCUUGCAUAUGACGGCACAAUCAGGAAGUUGGUCUAUAAUUUGGGCUAUCCUAAAGAGUUACUGAAGUGGACAUUUGAUUCCAAAUACAUGGUUAGAGGCCUAGUUUUGGAUAAAAAGAAAGGCAACACCUUAAAGAUGGAUCGGCAUAAGUAUGUAAAAGUCGCAUACCAUGGUUUCAGAGAGAUGUCUAAGGAGGAUAAAGUUGAGACCUAUGGGAACACGCUGAUACGAGAUGCCUUUGAUGAACCAGAUUAUGCCCUUAUUGAUACUCUCUUUUCACUAGCUGAGGCAUACUUGUUUGCUCAACUUGUUGAUUUUAAGGACAAUAAUCCUAGAAAAGUUCCAGAGAGUGUUGAUUACGCUUGCAUGUAUAAAGAUGUUCGAGCUGCUGUUGAUUUGUGCCAUCGAGAUGGAACCUUAAAACAGAUGGUUGCAAAGGAUCCUCAAAGGUAUAUUAACGAGGAUACUUCAAUAAUGCCCAUGCUGAAAAUGCUAAGAGAUUCAGGACGCUCUACAUUCUUGGUUACAAAUAGUUUAUGGGACUAUACCAAUAUUGUGAUGAAUUUUCUCUGUGGAUCCCGGACCUUAUCUGAUGGUAGUUCUUGCAAUUUUGAUUGGCUUCAGUACUUUGAUAUUGUCAUCACGGGCAGUGCAAAACCUGGCUUCUUCAAUGAAGAAAAAUUUGCCAAUCUUUUUGAGGUUGACCCUGAGUCUGGGAUGCUACGAAAUACUGAUAAUGGAACCCCUAUGCCUCAGGUAGGAAAUAUUUCACCAAUACUAGCCAUAGAGGAUUCAAAUAAGAGCUGUCGAGUUUUCCAGGGAGGCAAUGUUGGUCAUCUGCACAAAUUGCUUUCUAUAGAGUCAAGUUCGCAGGUUCUUUAUGCUGGAGAUCAUAUCUAUGGAGAUAUUUUGCGAAGCAAGAAGGUUCUUGGUUGGAGAACAAUGCUUGUUGUUCCAGAGCUUGAAAGGGAGGUUAAGCUGCUUUGGGAAUUGAGGGAUAUGCGUAAGCAACUUCAACUGCUGAGGAAUGAACGUGAUCUCAUUGAAGACCGAAUUCAUCACUUUAAGUGGCAUCUGAAGUUUGAAAGUCCCAAUGAUGUUGAGAAGCAGACUAUAUCUUCUACACUUCAUGAAUUGGAGUGUCAACGAGAUCAAGUGCGACUUGCUCAUCAACUUGCCCAACGAGAAUAUCACCAAAAGUUUCACAAGGUCUGGGGACAACUGAUGAAAACUGGGUAUCAGAAUUCUCGCUUUGCUCAUCAGGUUGAGAGAUUUGCCUGUCUUUACACCAGCCAAGUAUCCAACUUAAGCUUGUACUCCCCUGACAAAUACUAUAGGCACAGUGAAGAUUUCAUGCCUCAUGAAUUUGAUAUUCUUCCUUUGGGAGACUAGUACUCAGCCUGGAAGGUUAGAGGUGUAUCUCCAAGAGGACCAUGACUGUAGCUGAUCUGCAUGACCGUAGUUAAUUUCCUUUUUAGGGAGGCACAAAAAGAAAGCUGCAACGUUUUUUGCCUUCCCACAAAUAGUCGUUGUCGCUACCUGUAAAGAAAAAGAAAAAUACAAUAAUUGAAAAUGUCUCAUUUGUAAAAAUAAGAAAGAAAAAAAAAAAGUGAAAGUGAAAAUGAAAAUUCAGCUCGGUU